AUGACAUUUUCUAACAAGACCAAUGUACAUCCUUCCACUUUCAUUCUCAUUGGAAUUCCAGGACUAGAGACUGCUCACAUCUGGAUCUCCAUCCCUUUCUGCCUUGUGUACUUAUUGGCUCUACUGGGAAACUUUGCCCUGCUUUUUAUCAUCAAAACUGACCCAAGCCUUCAUGAGCCCAUGUACCUCUUCCUGUGCAUGUUGGCUGUGGCAGACCUGAUUGUUUGUACCACUGCUAUUCCCAAGCUUCUCAGCCUCUUCUGGUUCAAAGACAGGGAAAUCCGGUUUGAAGCUUGCCUUACACAAGUAUUUUUGAUUCACUCCUGCUCCACAAUGGAAUCUGGUUUCUUUCUGGCCAUGGCCUUUGAUCGCUAUGUGGCCAUAUGCAAACCUCUUAGGCAUUCAGCAAUCCUGACCCACACAGUCAUUGGGAGCAUGGGAUUGGCUGUUAUUUUCCGUGGAGCUGUGCUACUUUGUCCUCACCCCUUUCUACUCAGAUGGCUUCCCUACUGCAAAACUAAUAUCAUCUCUCAUACCUACUGUGAGUUUAUGGCCUUGAUCAAGCUGGCCUGUGCUGAGACUAGAAUACGGAGAGCUUAUAGCCUAAUUGUUGCAUUCCUUACUGGAGGACUGGAUUUCAUACUAAUCAUCUGUUCCUACAUUUUCAUUCUCCAUACUGUCUUCCAGCUCCCUUCCAAGGAUGCACGUCUCAAAACCCUGGGAACCUGUGGAUCUCAUGUUUGUGUCAUAUUAGUUUCCUACACCCCAGCUUUUUUCUCAUUCCUCACACACAGAUUUGGACACCACAUUGCUCCUCACGUCCACAUUUUUGUGGCUAACAUCUACCUACUAGUUCCACCUAUGGUAAAUCCUAUUAUCUAUGGGGUAAGGACUCAGAGAAUCCGGGAGAGAAUCCUCAAAGUUUUUAAUCCUCUAAAGGCCUGA
Molecule: messenger RNA, 945 nt
Organism: Monodelphis domestica (gray short-tailed opossum)
Lineage: Eukaryota; Metazoa; Chordata; Mammalia; Didelphimorphia; Didelphidae
Product: olfactory receptor 52K2-like
Biological process (GO): G protein-coupled receptor signaling pathway
Cellular component (GO): plasma membrane
Molecular function (GO): G protein-coupled receptor activity; olfactory receptor activity
Source: RefSeq, a predicted model, not a curated record